GAACAUGACCAACUGCGAGUUCAACGUGAACUCGUUCGGGCCCGAGGGCCAGACGGCGCUGCACCAGUCCGUCAUCGACGGCAACCUGGAGCUCGUGAAGCUGCUGGUCAAGUUCGGCGCCGACAUCCGCCUGGCCAACCGUGACGGCUGGAGCGCGCUGCACAUCGCUGCGUUCGGGGGCCACCAGGACAUCGUGCUCUAUCUCAUCACCAAGGCCAAGUACGCGGGCAGCGGCCGGUGAUGCCCGCCAGGACCCGGCCCCGCGCGUGUCGUCUCUGCUGUCCCUUCCCGCCAACUACCUCGGUGUUCGCCCGGGCCACGACGAGUCCGGCGCGCGCGUCCGUGCCCACGGGGGCCGCGCGGCGCCCGCUGCCCGGGGUCGGCGCCCCCCCGCGGCCGCCGGGACCCGCCCGAGAGCUUCCCACGGCCCCGCCCGCCGCCUCGCGGGUGGGGGCGGGGCGCGGGCUGCAGCCCCUUUGAAAUUUGAGUCUCGAUGCCAGCGAGUUCGGAAUCCCGAGACACCGGAUCCUCCGCUCAAAAUGUUUUCGCCCGAAGGUGGAAGGACCCGCGGCCGGAGCCGCCGCCGCCGAGGAGCCACCGCGGGGCGUGCCUGCGCCGGGACGCGCGCCCGAGGAGGCGCUCCGCUGUUGCUGGGGUUCUAAACUAUUUAUCACGUGUGUGUAUAUUUGUGGGUGAAGUUUGUGCGCCUGCUUUUUUUGUUUGGAAAAUAUUGUGCGUGGUCAAUGUGGUUAUUGGGGGAGGGAGAUGCAUUUUUUUUUUCUAGUCUUAAAACUAAAAACUUGAGUCUCUCGUUUCUUGGUUGCACUGAAAAUACCGCCCAGCCUGAUGGUUUUCCCGUGCUCUUCCCUCUGCCUCCUGUUUCUCUUCCUCAGCCCUGUCCCCCUCGUCUCCGCCUUCCCCUCUCCCCUCCCUCGUCUCUCACAUUCACACUCACACACACGCGAUUCCGUGUGAGUUUGGGAAGCCCCAGGCCCCCCUCCGCCUUCUCCCGUGAGAGGUCACCAUCCCCAGACCUACUGGUUUUGCAGAGUUUCCGCGGGAGCCUGGGUGCUCGGGUGUGGUGGGGGCGUGGAGGGGACCAGACUUUUCUAGCGGUUCUCUUAUAGUUAACAGUUGGUUGCACACUUUUUUAAAAAGUAAAUGGAUUUGCCACGAUUAAAUGUCAUAACAUUUAUGACAAUAUAAAAUAUUAACAUAUUUUAAGCCAAGUUUUAGGUGUAUUUUUAAAAUCUUGGUUAUAAACCCAAUUUUAAAGGGCGUUGUAUCCAGCGUUGUGAAGGCAACAGUGUACCCAUAUUUAUAUUUUUAUAAAAUACCUAUAAGACUGUGAAUCGCUUGUGCUAAUUGCUGAGUGAGUUGAAGGACCUGUUUGCCCCUGUUCAGCCUCCCAGAGCUUCAAGGACCCGAUUCGAAUCCGAAAAUCCUGCCAUGGGGGAGGGGCCGCGCGAGGACCUGGGCCGGAGGUGGUGCUUCUUCGUUACUUUCUGUCUCGAAAGGCGCCUUUCCUGGUCUGCGAAGUUCCAAUUUUCUAUGCAACCCCACACCCCUUGUUGUUUUGAUCCCGAGAAAUAAAAGGGAGGCUGAAUUAUUCAAAUUUAAAUGAGGCUUCCCCUGGGUAGAAGGGCUGCUGACCCUUCGUGCAAAAAUGGGGAGCACUUGAGGACACAGGUGGGUGGAGGCCCUUUGUGCGUGGCUAGUCAGAUUCGGGCAGUCAUCUGUGGCUUUUUAUAAAACCUUGUGUGAGAAGAAUAUAUUGAUAAUGUCAGUGAAACAAGCAGACAUUGAAACUGAGGCACAGAUUACUCCAAAAGGAGUUUUUCUGUAUAUUUUUUCUAGAUGCAAAUACCUUUUUAAUUAUGUUAAUUAAUGUUAAGACUUUCUAGGCUCGUAUGGAAGCUGUGUGUGGGUCCCCGUGUGACCACGUUGAACUGAAGUCUGCAGCACAUUCCUGAGUGUACGAUAUAGACUGGUAGCCCAACGUGAAGAAUUUAUAAAUAAAUUUCUCAUUGAUCUUUUUAUAUUAAAAAAA
Equus quagga is the source of this 2050-nucleotide messenger RNA. RefSeq names its product NOTCH regulated ankyrin repeat protein (gene NRARP). Gene Ontology annotation, cellular component: cytoplasm. The transcript has a single exon. Lineage: Eukaryota; Metazoa; Chordata; Mammalia; Perissodactyla; Equidae. Gene Ontology annotation, molecular function: enzyme inhibitor activity; protein binding; phosphatase regulator activity. The record is from RefSeq and is a predicted model, not a curated record. The coding region runs from base 5 to 241 and encodes 78 amino acids.